Molecule: messenger RNA, 1167 nt
Organism: Megalobrama amblycephala (Wuchang bream)
Lineage: Eukaryota; Metazoa; Chordata; Actinopteri; Cypriniformes; Xenocyprididae
Gene: mrps34
Product: mitochondrial ribosomal protein S34
Exons: 4
Coding region: 132-791 (219 amino acids)
Biological process (GO): mitochondrial translation
Cellular component (GO): mitochondrion; mitochondrial small ribosomal subunit
Molecular function (GO): structural constituent of ribosome
Source: RefSeq, a predicted model, not a curated record
AAAAUCGCUAGUGUUCGUCGCUCUAAGCGGAACAGAAACACGCACGCGCGUUUCGCACGGACUGAUUUCCGUGACGGACAGCAGCAGCUGUGACGUAAUUGUGUGGAGGUCAAAUCAAACAGAUAGACAACAUGGUAAAGAAGAAGCGUCUGAGGCUUAUAGCCGAGAUGGCACGGAAGAUCCGGGCCUACCGGGAGCUGAAGAAUCGUCCCCAGGACUCUCAGCGCUAUGCCUUAGAUUAUGACACCAUGACGCGGCCCUUUACUGGCAAAAAGCUGCCAGUGUUGGCUUGGAAGGAUGUGCAGAGAGAAACCCGCCUCUUUUCGUUACUAUCUGGCAUGCGCAUGUUUGGUGUGGGUCGACUCUUCACACGCAAAUCAUGGCUGGACGAGCAUACAGAGCCAUGCUACUGGAAAAUAACAAAAGUCAAGGUGGAUUAUACAGCAGAGAACAUGGAUCAUGGGAAAGCAUGGGGUAUUCUAACAUUCAGAGGUAAAGAGGAGCCUGCAGAGCGUGAAGUGGAUAAAGUGAUGUAUCAUGACUGGCGACUGGUGCCCAAACAUGAAGAAGAGGUCUUCAAGCACUGUGAACCUGUCCCUGAGCCCCCUGUCCGUUAUGUGAAAUACCCGCCCCUGCUGCGUGCCAUGAUCCUGGCCCAGCAAGCCAAACAGCUGGGUGUGGAUGCCAGCACUAUCCCAGAGCCCUCUCUACCAUUGAAACGGGAUGUCUUGCUCAAUUAUGAGUACUUCAGGAGUCAGGAUGAGAAGAAACAAGAGGGUACACCUGUCUGAUGCUCAGGUCCACUUGAAGGUCAUGCUGUGGAGAUCUGGAGUUCUCUUGCAGUGGUCUUGAUAGGAACUUCUUCUCUUGCUCCUAAUCUGAUGGGCACUGCUUGUAGUAAAAGACUCGUUUGUGAUUAAUGCUAUGUUUUAUUAGAACAAAAUAUAGCUAAGUUUUCAUCCAUCUUCCUUGGAUCAUGUCGCUAUUUACUGAGGGGGAAAAAAAGCACAUUUGGACAGGUGACCAAUAGAAGAAUCCUCUGUGGAAAGACUCUUUGUUUUUAAUGUCUGUGUUAAUAUAUGUGUAAUAUUCUUUACAAUAUGUAAACUAAAUAUGAUUAAGUUGUAUGCAUUAUUACAGAUAUAGAAUAAAAAUGGGUCAACUGAA